Molecule: messenger RNA, 2390 nt
Organism: Botrytis cinerea B05.10
Lineage: Eukaryota; Fungi; Ascomycota; Leotiomycetes; Helotiales; Sclerotiniaceae
Exons: 4
Coding region: 119-1504 (461 amino acids)
Biological process (GO): regulation of DNA-templated transcription
Molecular function (GO): DNA-binding transcription factor activity, RNA polymerase II-specific; zinc ion binding
Source: RefSeq, a predicted model, not a curated record
GGAGGUCGUUGUCUGCAAACCCGAGAAAAGAUAUACUCUUGAACCAUUCUAGAUCUUUGGCUGAUUGCGAAAGCAAAGUGGUACCGAAAGCAAUUCGACAAAUACGCAGCAAACAACAAUGGUCGGUGUACCAAUAAGAAACAAGUGUGAUAACUGUCGGAUAAGGAAGAAGAAGUGUGGGGAGCAGCGUCCAUCUUGCGCAGAAUGCAUUCGUAGUGGUUGGAACUGUCCAGGAUAUCCGCCUCGUUGGAAAUUCAUGAACGAAACACCUCGACUGAAGAAAUUGUAUUCUCGGAAGAAAUACAUUUUUGAAUCCGAUGAUACAAGCCCAGAUGCCAUGAGCCCAGAAAAAGCCAUCCUUAGUCCCACAGAAUAUGGCUCGGAUAUGUUUCUCUUCGAGGACUUUCAAGUAGUCUCUCUAGAAGUUCCCCGAUUUCAUUACAAUAAUCCCCUGGCUACUAAAUUGAUGUACUGUCUGGGAUGUAAAGUGAAAGGGAAUCUAUUACCUCUUUGGCUUUCCGGAUCCUUUUUCCAAUACAUACCCGGUCGUCUGGGCCACAACAUUGCUCUCGAUGACGCCAUAUCUUGCGUUUGCAGUUUGUACUGUGAUAGAUCUUCAAAUGAAUAUACCAAGUCGAAUGCCAUCUACAGAAAUUAUGUUCGAGCCUUAUCCUCAUUACAGAAGUGUUUAACCGAAGAGAAUGUCUGUCUUCAGUCGGAAACAUUAUGCGCAUCUAUUUUAUUGCAGAUGUGCGAGCUUGCUGUGAAUGUUGAUAAAGCCAAAUGGAGUGGUCUCUCUCGCGGAACUUCCCAGCUCAUUGAAGCACGGGGGAUUGGUAGAUACAAAGAUCCAUUUGAUCUUGGAAUGCUUGAAUCUCAGCUGAGUUACAUUGUCAUUCAAUCUGCCAAAUUUCAGGAAGACUGCUAUCUCCGCAAGCCAGAAUGGCGGGCGCUCCUUGCAACUACAUCUGCGUGGCCUAGCAACACAGUCUCCGUGAAGGAGCUCAAAUCUCUGGAAUUACGGAUCCAGCUUUGCCAUCAGCUAUUCGAAUUACCCAGCGUUCUUAUGGAAGCUUCGUCGUUUUAUCAAAACUCCGGUGGAUUGUUAGCAGGCUCUUAUCCUGUUUUCAUGAAUCAGAUUCUUGAGAUGUGUUCUAAGAUGAAGGCAUGGUUAAGUUCCGAAGUAGAGCCUCACAUUUUCCACAAAUCAUUGGAUACCGUUGGAACUGAAGUUCAAUAUUCGGACCCGAUUGCAGGUGUUGUAGACUGCGUGGCAAAUACAACACUUCUGACACUUGAUAGAGUCAUCUGUUCAUUAUAUCACGGAAGCACGGCAACAAAUAAAAUUGAUACAUUCGAUGACCCUGAAAUCGUAGAGGGCUGGUAUCGCCGUGCACUUGUGGCAUACGAUUCCGUAAAUAGCGAGUCAACUUUUGCCGCUAAACCUCUAGGAAUUGGGUUGCAACAAUUCCAAUCGUCGAGUCCAAAGCCACUGUCAGGAUGAUGAAAUGGAAGCCAAUUGGCUCUGCUGGGAAUCUUGUGUUAUAUCGUUUUCUGCUUCCUGAAAAUUCUCAACUCCUCAUCACAUGGCCAUUGACAACAAUUUAAUGACUGGCCUCAUCUUUAGAUGAUCAACUAGCUUAGCCAUUAGUACCAAGUUACUCGAAAAGCAUUAAAUACAGAAGCUUGCAGUCUCCGUUUGGUGCGAUCGUCCGAAGGGAAGAUUGUACCAUUAUCCAAAGCAUACCACACUUCACGGAAUCACAAAUCCACCGGUUCAAGGGAGCGAUUGGUCACCAAAGCUAAGUCUAUGGUACACUUAUCAAAUGCACAAGAACACUCGACAUGACCUCGCUCUCGAUUCGCUUUCUAGAUCGCCAAAACUUGGAGCAUCGCCGAACUCUACUGAUGGGAUACUAAGAGUAUACUUCCAUAUCACCAGAUUACUCGGAUUGUUCAAUGGGGCACAAGUCGAGGCCAGCUCGCACAUGGAAUCGACAAAAUUAAAGGUUCACUUGGUAAAAUUCCAAAUAAGAUGAACUUGGUUCCCAAAAAUUAUCUCAAUGCCAAAAAUCACUUUUGAGCAAUAUCAUCCAGAGCUUGAUCAAAAAUCUGCAUAUCAAUCGGGAAAUGGGUCAGGCAGCAAGUAAUGCAAAGUCGCGAAUGAUGUUAAAAUUUGAGCAACAGCCAUAAUUGCAAGGAAAGGAAAAAUUCUCAUCAGUUGAUAUAUAGUUAUUGUGGGUGAAAAGGAUUUUCUUUCCCACUCUUAUGCAAAUGCCGAUUUGAUAAAGAGAAUGAGAUUGAAAUAUUGUAGCAAAAAUUUAAUUUAUUUUUCAGAAAAUAUAGAAAAUGUAAUAUAGUCUCGAAUACAAGAACAGAAGAACAGGACA